AUGUCCUCCUCCUCCUCCUCCUCCUCCUCCUCCGAAGACGAAGUGGAAUCCAUCGGGCCAUUCGAGUUGAGCGACUAUGAGAGCGAAUGGGAUAGUCAACCUGACCCUCACGAUGAUUCUAAUUAUGAAUCCGAUACGGACUCUGAAGUGGAGCUUCGCCCUCUGGCCUGGCAUCACACGAUGGCAGGGCCCAGCUGCGGCCUUUGCAGAUUCGAAUUCGCGGUCCACGAAGAAUUUGUUGUCUACAAUCCAGUCAGCCAACGCCACCCUCGCAUUUGGAACGGCGAAUACGAACCUGGAUAUGACCAGUGUUCUGCGAUAGAGCUUGGAUUCCACCAUGGUUGCGUCGACUUGCUAAAGCCCAAGACUUUGGUCAACGAUUGGCCGUACGCUCUUUCAUCAGCUACCGCUGGCCGACAAGAUUAUCUUUUACCUCCUGUAUCUUGGAAUAAGCACCGGGAACGGUGGUACAAGAAUUCUAUUGCUGCUGACCUGACACAAGCUAUCCGCGGACGUCUUCCACAAGAGAUAUGUCAAUACAUUGCGAGUUUCUGUAUGCGCGAGCGCGCAUGUCUCAAUUUCCGAGAUCUUUGGCUAGAUCCAGCUCGUCCAAAAGGUUGGCUCAAACUUCUCACCAUCGAGAGGAACAAGUCUGUUUGGGCCCAGAAUAUGGAAGUCGAAGGGCUGCGUUACGUUAGGUCUCUAUCGACCCGCCGCCUCACGAAACAGGACACCUUAGUCUACAAAGCCAGAUACAGGAAGAGGAGCGCCCGCAACAGACCUGAGGCUUGCUUAAACAUCUAUUACUCCGAGGAUCAUGGGGGAAUCCGUGACGUGAUCAUCACAGAGAACAAUGAGCUGCCCACUUUGAACAUGGAACCGGGUCUCUCUUGGAGUAUCUUUCGUCACCAAAAGACGCCGCUGCGAGUCAAACAAAAUUACAAAGUCACCAGGCUACGCUUUCUGCGUUUCUCUCCAACUCCCCAGUUUGACAGGACACGCCUCUACUAUGAAUCUGUUCGUGCGGUAGACUGGAACUCUCCUGGUGUAUGCGGGUACUCCUUCUAUGUAGAAAAGAACCUGAUUCGCGGUAUCGUUUUGCACAAACUCGGAGAACCAGAGCCAAAGGCAAGGGAUGAGUACGACACAGCUGAAGAAACGUGGUUUUACAUGCCAAUCGACCCCAAUGAAAGAGUCUCUGAACUCUGGCGUCGUAAGGGAAUGGACCAUCUUGGGACCGGAGAAAUCGAGACGCUCAUAGUUCGAACUACUAAGGGGCGUACCUUCACCGCUGGGAUUGAUGCUGGCUGCAGCGAUCCCGUUGAUGGAACUCUCAACUUCACGUACAAAGCAAUUGCAAUCUUCCCGCAAGAAGGAACUUCUCGAAUGUUUUAUUGCAGAGCGAAUUGGAUGUGGGAAUACCUUGUGUUCGAGCAGCAACAGCAACAUGGUCUCGGCAACAAGGGUGACCUUCAAGGUGUGGUUUCGUGGGAUCAACAUGAGGUGCAGCAUUCAUUCGCCCCCCCUAAUAACCCGCUUACCAACCUUACCAACCUCGACUGCUUUGUCUAUACAUCAGCGAGUUUGAACGACGUCAGGACGAUCGCCCCAUGCCGAGGGUGGUCGGCCGUAUUCCAUGAUCAAAUCGUAGGGAUGUUAUUGACAUAUGGUGAUGGUCGUCGAAGGUCCGUCGGGCAAGUGCGUCUUGAUUGCCUGGACCCCCCCUUGUCAGUCUCCUCGGACUGUUUCUGGCUUGGCUUUCCGAACCACGACUCCAACAAAAGCGGUGAUUGGCUCCCAUGGUAUCUGAAGGCCACCAGCUUUCAAUUGUCUGAGCCGAUGCCGAAUAAUUCCACUACGUACAUCAAGGUCCCCUUUAGCGGAAGACUCGAGUGGGCUGUUUUGGACUGGGAGAGUGCUGUCCGACAUGUUGAGGAAGGGGAGCCGUUCGAUGAAAUCGGCCAAGUUAUGCCUGGCGGUCGGAAGGAAGUCUUGGAGCCCGCAAGCCCAGAGAUCAAAACAUUCGCUGUGCCAAUUCGUGUCAAGGAGACUAGCUCUUGA
Fusarium subglutinans is the source of this 2061-nucleotide messenger RNA. RefSeq lists its product as uncharacterized. Bases 1 to 2061 code for a protein of 686 amino acids. NCBI's taxonomy places the organism in Eukaryota, Fungi, Ascomycota, Sordariomycetes, Hypocreales, Nectriaceae. The transcript is spliced from 4 exons. The record is from RefSeq and is a predicted model, not a curated record.